Molecule: messenger RNA, 16856 nt
Organism: Xyrichtys novacula (pearly razorfish)
Lineage: Eukaryota; Metazoa; Chordata; Actinopteri; Labriformes; Labridae
Source: the annotation of a GenBank genome assembly
GUUUGGGCGGAGUCACAGCUGUAGGUGCGGCGAGGAGGUUGAAGGCUAUUCGUGGUCGUUGAGGAAAAUUUUUCUAAUCUAGCGGCUCAAAACAAGCGCCCGGACGUGAGGAAGACGAUACACACGAAGCAGAGACGGAUUAAAACAGCUAAGUGAUCGUUUCGGUGAUUUAAAGUCGGUGAAUUUGACGGUAUUGCAGUCAGAAGCUGUAUUUACAUAACCAGCUUUCUCGGUAUUCACUGUAGUCGGGUUCUGCCACCGCGUCUGUAGCCGUUAGCAGCACCGACUACUACAUAUAACAGUCGAGUUACUCGCUCUGUCACUGAAUAACGCGCUAAUAUUGUCUUUUGUAUGUGUGCCCACCAUAGCUUUCUCGUCUAUUUACAGUUAUUAAUGCAUUUUUCACUGCUCAGAAAAACAAGUUAUACAACAAGCCACACGAGUGCCCGUGUAUCAGCCAGGUCCUAAAGCCCGCCGCGUUCGGGGCGGUCACAUUGCCGGUGAGAGCGCGCUAUCUGCGGCCCAGAUGGUUCAGCAACCAGCGGUCUCUGAAUUCUUCGACAUAAUGGAAAAAGUCCUAUUAGAGCAAGGCUAAUUCUACUGGACUGCAGUGCGUCAAACGAACAGGUUGUACGCGCCAAAGCCUCACAGGCUGUUUUUUUCUUCAUAUAUUUGGAUUCCCUGUGGACUAGCGUCUUCUUUUUUUCUUGGACAUACUUUUUUAAUCAUUGAGAAAGAGUCGGAAUAAGAGCGGAGUGACCACAAACAGACUUGUUUCAUUGUUCAAAAACCCACCAAUAAGGACUCGUCCAGUUGAGUAAUGGUCAUUAAUACGAUCCACUGGUUCAGGAAGGGCUUGCGGCUCCACGACAACCCGUCGCUCAAGGAAUCUCUGCUGGGAGCGGAUACCGUCCGCUGCGUCUACAUCCUCGACCCCUGGUUCGCGGGAUCUUCCAACGUUGGGAUCAACAGGUGGAGGUGAGUGUCCAAACACGGGUUCGAGACAUCUCUGUGAAUAACUCUCAUGCAUCUCUGACCUCCUUGUGGGUUUUUACUUUCAUUUCUCUGACCUGUCCUCCUCACAUGCUGCUGUUAGGGGAUGAAAUGAUGCUGUUUUUGACCUUUCUUACAUAGAUUUGUUCUUUUUUGGUUCAGUUGUAUGCAAUUAAGGCUUUUUCAAAGGUUACUGACACCCAAAACUGCUUUUUAUCCAGCUUAAAUCUGCUGUAAACCUGUUGUAUUGAAUGUUAGAAUUAUUAAUUGUUUGCUGUGUCUGAUAGUUGACUAUUUCAGACGCUUUUUAGCCAAAAAACUUCACAUUGUCCUCCUCACAUGCUGGUGUUGGAUCAUGAAAUGAUGCUGUUUUUGACCUGUCUUAGAUAGCUUUGUUCUCUUUUGGUUCAGUUUUAGCCAAAAAACUUGACAUUGUCAGCCUUGAAUUACAUAAUUUUGACUUUCUGUGGCAGUUUGUCUCCUGAGGAAAACUGGGAAACCUAGACUUUACAUUUAGUCAUACACAAGUAAUCAAACAUUCUGUGAUUGCAGAAUUUGUCUCCUCACUCCUCAAACUCCUUAAUAAUAGUUCCUGUUCUGUUUGAAUAAGUCAUGCCGCAUGUUUUGCAGAGUAGCUUUGAUGCUUUUUGUGCAAAGACACUUGUUCAAGAGCACUAAACACUAGGGCUGUAACAGUUUCUAACCCUUAUAAUAUGAUGAUACCUCUGAUACAAUAUUUGUUGUGAUAUUCAAAAGAAACAGGCAAAUCAAGACUUGAAAAGUAAUUUAAUUUACUGACCCGGCCUGUAACCCUUACAUCCAAGUGUCUUGGGUUGUCUCACUCAGAAACAGUGGAUUCGUAAUAAUGACAGAUAUCACGAGUGUCUUGCUUCUUUUCUUUUUCCUGACAAAAGCAAUGUUCUUGCUUCCCAUAUUUACUCGUAAACCCAUCAUAUGCGGGUUGCCGCAGUCUGACGUUAUCAGCGUAUUUCUUUUUGUUUGUUUGCUGCUUUUCUUCCAUUCGCAUUUCUUGACACAGGAAAACUAAAUCAUCCCUCAGUAUCCCACUUUGUGGCCAGUGUUUGCCAUCUUGACAUCACUAAUCCUAGGCAGUGUAGUUAAAUACUGCCCAGCUCUACUCUCACCUUGGCCAACCUGCUCCUUUAUUAUCAGUUUCAGAUUCAGCCAAUGAAUAACUGAUCCUGGUCAAAUAAGUGGAUGGCAUUACACCCUAACUUAAAGCUCCUAUGAGGAAAGUGACCCUCUUAUCUCCUUGCUUAUUAAUAUGCUAGUCAUGUUUCCUGACAUAAGAUCUCUACACACUUCUUUUAACAAAUAUAUUUAUUACUGUAAAUAUCAGCUGCUGAAAAAGUUCAUAAACCCCCUCACAGUAUAUAUGGACUCUUAAAGAUACAAAGCAUACAAAAGAUGGUCUCAUUUUGUUGUGGUCCGCGUUAGAAAACAGUAUCACUGAUAAUUUAAGUCUUUUUCUUAAGCUGCUAAAACUGCCCACAAGAGCUUUAAUGUCAAGAGUUGAAAAUAAUUAAUAAAAUGUACUUUGCUGUGUUUUUAUAUCACACUUAAAAAAUCAGAUAGUUAAGAUCAUAUUCUAGCAUUUGGAAGAGAAACAAUCACUUUGAAAUAACUUAAUAUGUAUAUAAAAACAGAAAAAAAGCCACCUUAUGAUAGAAAAUAGUUUUGUAGUGUAUUAUUUGGAUUAUUACAUUGUGAACCAUGUCGGUAAAAUGACUGACAGAUAAUCUGAGCAUCUCUGUCAUAGCGCUUCCUUCAGUACAUCACAAGUUAAUAUUGUGGACAAAACAGCAACCUUCACUCUGUUAUCAUCAUCAAACCAAACCUCAAGUAUCCCGCAGAUUCAUAAUCACAGAGUCAGAAGGUAUCAUUUAUGAUAUAACGUCUCCUUCUCUUGAAACGGUGCGUAAGAAGUGAAACUGGUAAACAGCACUUUGCAGUGAGGUUCCCCGACUCUCCUCUAGACUGUAAUUAUUGUAUAAAAACGCUGCACUCUGCACGUUUUCUCCGCAUGGAGAGUUUUCUUUUUUUUUCUCUAACAGGUUAUAUCACCGCACAUGUUCCUCACAGAGCAGGAUCUCAGUUUCAGCACAGACCACAUUGCGCUCUGUUUUUCUUUAUUGCUGCAGCAUUCACAAGAUUAAUUAGUUCUUCCUUUUGGGAUUACAGACUUUGGCAGAAGGAUAGAGGAGAUUUCCAAAUCCUUAAUGACGAAUAUGUAUAUAUUCUGUCUCCCUGGGAUGAAAAUAGCGAGAUUUCCACAUUUCCCGGCAUGAUUAGUCUUCCAUAUUUGUCAGAGCUCAGAGUAAUGACUUGUUUGGAUGUUAAAAAUGAAAAAUCACUUUGCAUUUCAAACGCUGGGAGUGGAUUCUCUUUAUCUUUUUUUUCCCAGCUUUUCCCAGUUUGCAUAUCCAAAAUGUAUUCCCCGCAUUUCAUUGGUGGAAACAACGAAACGGAUCAUUUAAUAUUUAAGAUUUUACAUAACUGACAUUCUCUGAAGUUCAGACAGUGAGUGAGUGUGCAUGUGCCCGUCUGAAUGCAAGAUAAAGACGGGCUGUUUGAGUCGAGUGAGAGAAUGAGCACUCAGGGUUUUCAUGUUCAUGUGACAGAGACGAGAGCAAAGACUGUCGUAGAUCAUCCCGUAUUUUCAAUUCCACCUUUAAAAAACAUAGCAGACACUGAGAGCGCACGGAAAGCUCCAAACAAACAGAAAGCUUUUCUUUACCCUGUGUGAUCUGUGACCCAGACUUUGAUUUAUCAGACUCAACUAGCUGCUUCUGUUUGGAAACUCAAAGCUGCCAGCUAGGACACUUCACAGUUUGCACAUGUAGCUGCUUAGGUCUACUGCCCGGUACAGUCGGAGUCUCUGUGGAUGUUUUUGUUUCCUCUCCUGCUGUGCACUCUGGUUUGAUCCCAUGUCGUCACUGGAAGAGUAGGGCAGCAGCAGCGGUAGCGGCAGCAGCAGCAGCAGGCGCGCCUGUUUGUGGAGCAUCCAUGUUAUGCUUCCGUGGUUAUGUAACAGCAGCCUGGAGUGACGUAGCGCUCACACACUGAACUCUCAGUCCGCUUUGAUUCAUUUGACUUUAUCAGACAUGUGCUUAAAGAAAAACUCCUCACCUCUAACUCAGCAGACGCACACAGGAAGGAGACCUCUAAAAGAUAAACAUCUCUUAGCACACAUUUUCAUUAUCUUAGUCACUUCUUACCACAAGUAACCUGUUUAAUUUAUGUAAAGCCUGUAAGCAAACAGCUGGCCAGAUUUGACAGAGUUCCUACACUUUUUUUUCAUUCUUUGACAUGCUUGCAUAACAGCAGCUGCAGCAUACAGAGGAGUAUUUCUGGUAUACAGCCCACAGUCCACAGUGGACAAAAACAGGAUAAAAACACCUGUCAGUGCGAGCUGUUAGGACUGACAUAGCCGCAAAUCCAGUCUGGAAAAAGGGUAACAAAGCUAAACUAACACCUCUUAAUAACAGUGGAAUAGAAAACUUAGACUGCGGUACAGCUUUAUGAGUUUCUGCAGAACUGUUGUACAAUCCCAAUUUUAAGACAAAGACAGUAUGGGACAACAAAACACCAAAAAGGUUGUGGUAGGUUGGUAACCUGACCCGGUACAAAAAGACAUUCCAGAGAGGGAAAGAGUAGGGGUGGGAGAAAAAACCAAUACAGCAUAGUAUCACUAUUUUUCAAAUUAAUUGUGAAUAUAAAGUCAAAUCUGUGAUAGUGAAAAAUUAAAUCAACUGUUUGUCCAGUCAGGUUCGAAGAAAUAGAGGACAACCGCGGAACAAGCGUGUGCGUUAGCGGAUUGCAAUGCUCGUAAGAAAGCUAAAUAUGGUAUUAACUUUCACCAUGCCCCUAAAGACAUUAGUGUCCGAGAGCUCAAUAGCUCCUAUGUUACCUGGUUCUGCUACGACACCAUCAAUGUUAGGCUACGAGCUAGCGUGAAGAGAAGUGUGCAGAGUUGCUAGGUUGGCAACACUGCAAGAAAAGUCCCUCUCAUCAUUCAUUUUUUGCGCCCCGCAAAACCUAAACAGCACUUACUCUUCCUUCUACCGUGGUGAUGUAAGCGCAUCGUGUCACCUUCAAAAGAAUCCAUGCGAAACAGUGAUGAUUUGAGCUUAGAAACGAGUACGGGAGGCAGAGAAAAUUCCUCGAUCAUUAUUUGUAAUGGAGGUACUCAAGGUACUCAAGGUAUUCAAGGAAUCGUUUCAGCCCCAGUGUAAAUAAGACAAACAUAAAGAAAAGACAAAUGCUAAAGUAGCUAAAGAGUUGAAAUAUUGUAUAGAUCGCAAAAUAUUGUAUCGCAAUACUCAGUGUAUUGCAAAAUGUUAAAAAUCGCAAUAAUAUCGUAUCGUGGCCCAAGUAUCGUGAAAAUAUUGUAUUGUGGGGUCAAUGGUGAUUCCCACCCCUCUAAGAGAGUGAUUACCAGUACUUUGUGGCCUACAUUUUUGGGCCCUUAGAUGCUACUGCGUUUCAAACAGACAUGACUCUGUAGAAGGAAUCACUGCAUGGGUUCAACAUCACUUCUUAUAACCACUGUCCGUAAACCAAGUACUUUACUGCAUCCACAAAUGUAGGUUAAAGCUGUAAAAUGUCGAGAUGAAACCAAAUAUAAACAGGGCUUAUUAAAAAUGGACUUCACAGCAUCUGAAGGAAUCAAUGUACAAAAAAGAAAGGGUGAUCCUGGAACUCUCAGGCACAUUGCAUUGAAAACAGACAUCUGUGAAAACAGGUCAUCACUGCGACCACAAAUGCAGGUUAACAUGGUUCUCAUGAAACUGUGAUUCAGAAACUCGAGACGUCGCGCACUUCAGCAAAACCACAGUCUGCGACAGCAAUAUUCUCGGUUAUAUUUUCCCCAAAACAACAGAUCAUCUCCACUUUCAACAUUUGAUUCGUUUCUGUGCUCUUUUCAGUUAAUUAUAGGGUUUAAUUGAUUCCUAAACCAUCAAAAUCUAGUUUUACCAACAUUUACACAGCCUCCAACUUUUCUGGAUCUGCUGCUUACAUUUAGCUUUCAGCAAGUUCAGUAUCUUUCUUUAGUGUGGAAAAUAAUCUUGGUCUCCGAAGCUCUGUAUGACUGAAAAUGCUGCAAACACAGCUGGAUUUGAUUGCAUUCUCUGGAUGUGAUUAAUAAGAAGAAUGAACUUGAUACUUUCUCCUGUGUGGAUAAAUCAAACAGCCAAUCAUACAGCAAUAUAGAGCCACAGCCAGUGAGUCAGUCAGUGUGUUAAUUUACAUUUGAGGCACAUGUUUGAGCACAUGGCCACUUGAUGCUGCACAGCAUUGUUUGGUUGUAUCACCUCUUGUUUUCCUCUUAAGAAGAAGAAGAAGAAAAGUUGACAAAUAUGAGAACAGGAUGUCAGGAUGCAAGAACGCUUGAGGAGACCAAAUUGUUUUUCAAAGCUUCUGGUCAUAAUUUUACAUAACAAAGAACAUAGCCUGUAAACGUGUUACUCAAGAAGCUCUAAUCUAAAGUUUAAACACACUCAAGGCUUUAAAUACUGAUUGUCACAAACUGACUCUAAUGCAACAGAGAGAUUUAGCUUCAGGUCAUGCAAAGUUUGCAGCAGACUAGGCUUAUAUAACCCGCUCCUCUUGUAUGUGCACUUACAGCCUGCAUGGGUUAUCACUUUAUUUGCUGGUGGAGAAGUGAGCAGUGUGCAGCCUUGUCCUUACAUUGCAGGGGAGUAAUCCCCCCGUGUACAUGCUGGCUCCAUGCCAAACGACAUAAUCACAAUUACUUUCCCUGCCCUCCCCACCUCACCGCCUGGCGCAAGUAGGUCAGUGUGUUAGUAGCAGUGGUCUCACCCUUCUCGUCUUUUUGACCUACUUCUGCUCCUCCGAGAGACCCUGACUAUCUGGAGUGAGCAGUGAAACCGUCGGUUUAAUCCCAACAAAGCUGCUUCAUCUGAUAUCUGUCUGCAAGCUGAACAGUUUCCAUAAAAUGUUAACAGAGUUGCAGGGCAGCUGCGAGCAUGACAGUCCUUUUCUUCAAGAGAAAGAGGUUCAUGAGGAUGUGAUUAUGAUGUACCGCUUCAUCCAAGUCUUUAUAAUAAGAUUGAACAAACAGCAUUAUGAGAAACAGACAGACAGGGAUGAAUGUUUGUUUGUUUUACUCCCUCCAUCGACACAAAGAUUAGGCUUCUUUUCUGUUUGAGUCACAUGGUCUGAGUUUGUCGUCCUGGUAACCUUAGAGGUCAGAGCAACAGGAAACAGCUGUUUUGAAGUGACCCUUUAUGGAUUGGCAGUUGUGAAGCCAGAAGGCGUCUCAGUUUCCAUCAGAGGAGACUGUUGUUUUAGUAGCUCCCAGACGUGAAGGUACACUGUGUUACUGUACAGGGUGUUACUGGAAAGAUGACAGAAAGUAGAAAUACGUAUAAAAAAAAGUAACCACGUCCCAUAGGGUCCUGGAAAUAGUACACCGCCACUUAAAAUGUUCUCUGUAGCCUUAUUGUGCAGCGCUGCGGGUAAAUGUCAGCUUUUAGAGGUGUUGCUGUGCUUUUUUUUUUUUUUUAACUGUAAUUCAAAGUAAUGGGACACUAUUUAAGUCAUCCACAGAAUCUGACAGAAAAGUCAUAAUUCAGAGGUCUAAAUUGGUUCAUUUGAAGUAUUUUUCACACAAAGGCUUGAUAAGAAAUAUUGUAAAAGAGUUCAUGCCAACAGAACUUUAAAACAGACUUAUUUUAACAUGGUUUCCUGAAUAUAAAUAUCAGAGAGAAACUUUUUUGUGUUUGUUUAUCUAAACUAAGAUCAUUAGAGUGCUACAGGAGUUAUAUAUAAAGAUAUUAUGUGCUUUUUUUAUGAUGUACUAAAAGACCGACUAUAUUAAUACUUUUAUUUUUAAUGUCUGAAACAGCUGUGAUCAGGUAGGUGUCAGCAGAGCCCUGCUUUUAACAAGUCCAAUCCCAUAAAAAGUUGGUAAACUGUCUAAAAUGAGUAUAAGAAUAAACAAAUGUUGAUGGUUCUCAAAUUGUUUAAAGCCUAUCUGAAAAUAGUGCCAAAACUGAAUGUUUUAAUUGUUUUAUGGAAGAAAAAAAAUUUUUUAUUUGAUUAAAAAAAGACUCAAAAAGUUGUGUAAUCCUUUAAUUAAACCAGCAGGAGCGACAUACUGGAGAGGUGGAGUCUCUGUGAGAGACUGUGUGAGCAAAACGUUCAACAGUUUCAAAAUGAUGUUCCCCCACUUAAAACUCCAAAGAGCUCUGAGAUUUCACCGUAUGCAUUUUUUAUUAUCAUUACUGGCAGCACUGCAUCAGAACCAGCCAUGACUCUGUAAUGGAAGUCACCGCACGGGCUGAAAAUCACUCUCAAAAGUCGUUGCCUAUUAACACACUCAAUUGUUUCAUUUACAAUUAUAGGUUCCUAAAUUAAACAAGCAACAUUAAACAGUGUGAAUUAAUAAUACAGCAGGGAGAUUUGCUCUACCGUUCUCACAGUGGCUUCCAUCUGGUUUUCAUACCAGACAUGAUUAGACUUUGAUAAUACAGGAAGCUUCCACCCACAAACUUAAAGUACCUAUAGCAACAGCACGGGAAGCGCCACAUUACUGCCGCUCCGCCUGUACGCAUGUGUGGACCUGUGGCAGUGGGUGUGCACUCUGAUGUUUACACUUUGUAUUUCACAGGAAAAAGGGAAAACAUCAGCACAGUGCAGACUUGAAAGUUAAAAACAAACAAUGAGACAGUCUUUGUUCAAAAAAGAAAUAAAUCUUUCUGCUGGGCAUAUUUUCCUCCGCAGGGUCACUAUGCUUGGCUCGCUUCUCCUCACUGACGUCACAUUCAGAGAUGAUUAAACUCAUGUGGAUGCGGGUUGGUUGACUCACCCACUGUCCGUAUGAUUCAGCCUUAAGGAUGUGUCCAAGGCCAGUCUUUGUGAAGUUAAUGAUGUAUCCCCGUCAGUUAUGUCAGAGGGAGAAGGGCCAGUGAAAGAUACCGUACACUCUUCCAUUGCCUAAGCACAAAAACCUGCUUUUUCAUUCAAGCUCUGGAGGUUAAAUUGGGCUAUUUCAAGUGGAAUUAUGCUGUCAGGAUUACAAAGAGGAAAAUUGGUGCCAAUGGGGAUAAUGGUCUCAUUUCACUUUGUAGCACUGGUGGUUUCAGGUUAUUUGUCAACAGGGAUAAAUGUCAUAACAACGGAGAAAACUUGGGUCAAGAGGUCUUACGCAGACUUUAUGUAACAGGAACAUUUAAGCUACAAGGACAAAAAAAAAAGCAUGCAAAGCUCCAUAUUUUGUGGUCAAUUAAACCCAAACAGUCUCACUUUUCUUUACCGCUAUCCUCUUUGUAAUUACAUUGCUAAACAGAAACUAUUGUUCUUUUUCUGUGGUAGCACUCAUUCUGCCAACUUCAAAAAGCUGGGAGCACCAGCCAAAAUCUGAGAUUGCCACAACAAAAGUUAAGAUGACGACAAGUUCCAAUUUUCAGCUUUAAUUUAGCGGAACGACCAGCAGCAUCCUGGCAGCAGGUGUUACAGUUAUUACAUCAGCAAACAUACAAAUAUAGAAACCUGAGAUUUCCCCAUAACAAUUAUUUUCACUUGUAAAAUGCUCUGAAACACAGAUUACAUUUUAAAAUUUCAGGCUUUGAAGUGAGUGGCUGCUCAGCUCGCAGCCCCUGUGAGCUCUGCAAACAAGUGUCUUCAGGAAAGCUUAAAUGUAUAUUUAGAGGAGGCUACUUGUGCAGAUAAUUUAGCUAAACAGUAGGAAAGAAUCCUCACUUGAAAAAUAUUUAGCAGCAGCUCAGCUCACAGCCUCCCAUAUAUAAUACGCUGUAUUUACCCAAAAGAGGUAUUCUUUUUCUUUUUUUGAUGCGAUUUAAGAUCACAGUCAUAGGUGUCUGGAUCUGCACUUAUUUUUGAAACAAGUCUGAUGAAAGUUCACAACAGCUCAGCUCACACCCUCCCAUACAUAAUACUCUGUUUGUACCCAAAAGAGUUGUACUUUUUUAUGCGAUUUAAGAUCACAGUCAUUGGAGUCUGGAUCUGCACUUAUUUCUGAAACGAGCCUAAUGAAAGUUCACAGCAGCUCGGCUCACAGCCCCUCCAUAAUGAGAUCCUGUAUUAGCAAGAGUGUUGGAAAAAUUAACAGUUUUUGAUGCAGAACCUCAUGUCGGAAGAUCCAGAAAGUACACACCCUUUUUCAACAUGCCCCUGAUGGGUUUGCAGGUGCUGUAAUGUCGGUCAUUCUACCUGUGGCGUCAUUAUCAAACCAUCACAGACACAUUUGAGCAGGCAUUGGCUUCCUCUUGUACUGUUCGCCCUCUGAUCUCCCUCUGUUAACUGAUAUCAGAAGUUCCUGCUGACUCACACACACCUGCUCCACACAGCUUGUUACACCUUUGUUGCUUUUCAUCCACCUGACAGGCCAUGAAUUGAAACAUGUUUCUCAAUAGGAGGCACAGAUGCACCUUGCCACUUGUGAAAUGACAUCCCUUUGUCCCUGAAUCUUCAGUAUAGAAUAGAAAAUCAAAGCUCCAUACUUUGUCAUGUUCUGUUAAAUAGAAAAUACUGUAUUCUUCGAUCCAGUGAAAGUAAGUCUCCUCUUGUGGUGAGGGCAGUUAUUAAGUAGGAAUAACAGGGAAAUCAAAUCUGCAUAUUCAUGUGUUUGAAACUAGGUCAAAAACAGGAACUGUUCUCUAAUAGGAACAAACGUUUACUGGUUUCCUCUCAAUGAAAGUAAGUGAAUUUGUUCAACAAGGUCAAAUGCUUCACAUGUUUAAACUCUCCAAAGAUGUUCUGUAUGUGGGCCCGAGGUUCGGAUACUGUACCGCAUAGUUUCAGAAAGAGAGCUGUCAGCUGAAAAAGCUGAUCUGAGGAGACUUUGCUAUACUUAUCUGCAUAAAAUUAGCAUUUCAAGAUGAUGAUUCAUGUUUUGUCAGCCUCAGCACAACCUAAAAUGACUAUUAUUCCUCCUUCCUAUCAAAAUAAGGGAAGGAGGAGUACUCCUUCCCCUCUCUGCCGCUUUAACUACAGUUGACAUACAAUCUUUUAAAGCUUCCACUUCAGCUUGUGUAACCAUUCUGUCUUUCUUUCCGUCCUCCUCCAGGUUCUUACUGCAGAGUCUUGAGGACUUGGACUCCAGCCUCCGUAAGCUCAACUCUCGACUGUUUGUGAUAAGAGGCCAACCCACUGAUGUCUUUCCCAGACUUUUCAAGGUGACACAGUUAUUAUGCGCGUCAAACACGAGGUGCGAACCCUGUUUUUUCCAAUCUGUAGCACACUUACUAACAAAACUUCUCUUUUCUGCAGGAAUGGAAGAUCUCUCGUUUGUCCUAUGAGUACGACUCUGAGCCGUUCGGGAAGGAGCGAGAUGCAGCUAUUAAGAAACUGGCCUCUGAGGCCGGAGUGGAGGUGACAGUUCGCAUCUCCCACACACUCUAUGACCUGGACAAGUGAGUAAACAUCUCCUCUUUCCGUAUCGUCAGGUUUGUGGAUCUGUGUGUCGACCAGGUCUUUGACUCUUGUCUGUGUUGCUGUGCAGGAUCAUAGAGUUAAAUGGGGGUCAGUCCCCACUCACCUACAAGCGGUUCCAGACCCUCAUCAGUCGUAUGGAGGCGGUGGAGAUGCCCGCAGAGUCCAUCACGGCUGAAAUCAUGGGGAAGUGCACUACGCCGCUGUUUGAGGACCACGAUGAUAAGUUCGGGGUCCCAUCUUUGGAGGAGCUGGGUGAGUGAAACCAGACAAACUGAGGGUGUUCAGAUUAAACAGGAUAAUAAUCCAGACUGAUGUUAUAAUGUGUUGUAUUAAUGUGGCCCCCACAGGGUUCGAUACUGAAGGUCUGUCUUCAGCUGUGUGGCCGGGGGGAGAGACCGAAGCGCUCACUCGGUUAGAGCGGCAUUUGGAGAGGAAGGUCAGUCCAUUCAGAGGAGACAAAAAUAAACCCUCUGACACUUUUGCUUCUUUCCCAGCGACACAACCUUGUGAUGUAACUCCACAUCAUUGCUCUCUUUCAUAUCUAAUAUCUCUGUAUCUGUGUCACCAUCAGGCGUGGGUGGCCAACUUUGAGCGUCCAAGAAUGAACGCCAACUCUCUGCUGGCCAGCCCGACAGGCCUCAGCCCGUACCUGCGAUUCGGCUGCCUCUCCUGUCGCCUCUUCUACUUCAAACUCACCGACCUCUACAGGAAGGUAAGACCAUCUCAAAACCACUGAUAGUUUAACAUGAAGCAUGCUGGUACCAUUAUAGCUUAAAAAGUGCAGGUCCUUGUUAUCUUGGUGGAGUAUCCUGACAGAGCAUGUGACCUGGUUUCAAGGAAACAAGUGAAACUGUUAAGCUAAGUAUUCCUAAUGACUUAAGUGUGACUGGAGAGCAGCCAAGAGUUACCGGUUGGCUGAUGUAAUGAAGAGGAGCUUAAAGAGUCUGACCUGUUAGAAAUGGUCGAACAGUUUCUGGACACAUGAAGACUCAGCCUUACUACUUAGACUCCACACUGCAGUCACAUCGGAUACAUAUCUGAUUUAUAUCCACAUACAAAAGAGGUCUGGGUCGGAUUUGAAAAGUUAAGAAUUGCACUGUUCACACUUACAUGAAAAAGUCUGAUAUGUGUCAUAUAUGGUUAAAAAAUCAGAAUUGACCUGCAGUGUGAACAUAGCCUUUGUGUCCGCUUUUCUGCAUGCUUGAUCUUCUUGAUCAGCAGGUCCACAAGGUUGCAGGUUUGCAGAUGCGGACUUUCUUCUGCAUGACUUUUCAACAGUUUGUCAGCUUUUUAUUCAAAGACAAAAUAAUGGUUUUGUAAAAGGUGCCUGAUCUCUAUAGCAGCUGACGUGUAGUGCUCGCCAAAAUGAGCCAGUGGAGAUGUUGCACACGUCUGCAGCUCCCCUGACUGUCUCUGUUCUGUGCCACACCUUUAACCAGUUGGUUUUGAGUCAUGCUGUAAACUAAAAACACCCCACUGGUUACUAAAUUUAACACGACUGUUACAUUUUUAUCUACUUUUAUCUACGUUGAACAGCUUUUUUCCAUAAACUCUUAAAAACUUAGUAUUAAAGUAGAGUUAAUUCUCUCUGUAUGAAAAUUGAAAAAUAUCCUCUCUCUAUGUGGACAGUGACAUUCAGUUUCAUUUACUCCCUCUACAGCAGGUUCAGGACUGGUUCAUGUUAACUAUUAUUGUUACUCCACCUACUGGUUCCUAGUGUUAGUCCGGGGUUGAUAUAGCGCUGGCUCCCUCUUGUGUUGUGUAGCUGUUUCUUCAGGCUUCAAUGUCCUUUAUAAUCCCAUUUAGUGUUGCUUAAAAAAUGUCACUUUUCUUUAACUUCAAAAAAGACAAAUAUAUAUUUAAUGAUCUGCUGUUGUAGAUGGUAUAAAAAUACAAACAAUCAUAAUUAUAUUGUCAUUUUUGUCCAUUAAAAUUCAUGUUUUUGUCAGUUUUGCACUGAAACAAACUACUCAAGUUUUUAAAAAAUCAGGUACAUCCAACAACUUACUUUUUGAAGCACCUGAGGUUCUUCAGAGAUUAAGAAAAUCAUCUCACUGUCAUCUCUUCUGUGUCCCGUCCCACCAGGUGAAGAAGAACAGCUCCCCUCCCCUCUCACUCUACGGUCAGCUGCUGUGGCGCGAGUUCUUCUACACGGCGGCCACCAACAACCCCUGCUUCGACAAGAUGGAGAGCAACCCCAUCUGCGUGCAGAUCCCCUGGGACCGCAACGCCGAGGCUCUGGCCAAGUGGGCGGAGGGCCGCACCGGUUUCCCCUGGAUCGACGCCAUCAUGACCCAGCUGAGGCAGGAGGGCUGGAUCCACCACCUGGCCCGUCACGCUGUGGCCUGUUUCCUGACCAGAGGAGACUUGUGGAUCAGCUGGGAGGAGGGCAUGAAGGUACAAACCCUUAAUUUUGAGAUAGUGGGAUAAAGGUGUGAAGAUUGAAUUUAAAGAUUAACUUACCAGUGUGUGUUUGUGUUUGCGUGUCUGCAGGUGUUUGAGGAGCUGCUGCUGGAUGCAGACUGGAGCGUGAACGCAGGCAGCUGGAUGUGGCUCUCCUGCAGCUCUUUCUUCCAGCAGUUCUUCCACUGCUACUGCCCUGUGGGCUUCGGCCGGCGCACAGACCCCAACGGAGACUACAUAAGGUGUGUUUACAUCUCGUCACGUCUCAAAUCUGUACCUUUACUGAGGUGCAAGACUUCCUUUUACACACAUAUUCUUGAACUCAAUAAAUGACACACUCAUCACUCCUUAUCUUCUCUUUUCUCAGGCGCUACCUGCCCAUCCUGAGAGGGUUUCCAGCCAAGUACAUCUAUGACCCUUGGAACGCCCCAGAGAGCGUGCAGAAAGCGGCCAAAUGUAUUAUCGGGGUGCAUUACCCCAAACCCAUGGUGCACCACGCUGAGGCCAGCCGCCUCAACAUCGAAAGGAUGAAACAGAUCUACCAGCAGCUCUCCUGUUACAGAGGCCUCGGUAAGAAUAUGACACUGGAUACAGACAGAAUCAUUUAUAACAGAUGUCUUAAAUAUUCAUGUGAAAUGUGAUUUUUGGGCCCUGCUUUAAAAUCUGAUUUGACUCUGUAAUGGAAAUCACUGUAUGGGCUCAAAAUAGCAUGGCCUAAGAACCCGUGGCUGAUACGGGUUCAGUUUUUCGUUGUUAAAACUAUCAGUUCCUGUACACACGAUAAAAGCUGUUCAAUGUCAUCUGUUUCCUCAGGCCUUCUGGCGACAGUCCCGUCCAAUGCCAACGGUAACGGUCACACCGAGACGUCCUCUGACGUGAUCGGAUACGCUGUGGAGUCCACACACAAUGCUACAGCCUCAUCUGGUAAGAGACCAAACACCGGCAGCAAAGCUGGAUACGUACAAAUGUUGUUCUCUGUUGAGCAGGGAAAAAAACAACGGCAUUGUUGUUUUUGUUCUUACAGGCUUUGAGCUGCAGAUGCAGCCUGAGGGAGACUGGCAGAGCGGGGUCAUGAUGUACCUGCAGGGUGAUCCUCAGACCAGCAUGGCCACACAGCAGCAGGGUGGGUCUCAUUGAGUCAUCCGUGAACAUACAAUGUUUCCUCUUCCCUUUUAUGUAACCUGUUUUUUCCUCUGUUUGUGUAAAUCCAUGCUCUAACCUUAAAUCUCGCUUGUCUUCUGGGUUUUUCAGGCACCAGUGCUGGAGUCAUGUGUUAUGCUCAAGGCGCACAGCAGAUUCCUGGUCCUGCUAUUAAAAAAGGUAAACACCGGUAAUCAGUUGUUUUCCUUUUGACAAGAAAAGCAUCAGAGCAGACUUACAUAAUGUAAUGAAUGGUUAUUUGGUUUGGAUCUUGAUGGAAACCUUCAGCCCGUCUCAGCCAUAAUUUAAGUCCAUUAUCUUCAUCUUGAGCUCAAUGAAGCCGUUUUUGUUUUCACUAAAUUUACUGUUUUCUUUGCCUCUUUUAGGACUUGAGCACCAUGGCAGCACUCAGACCAGCGGCAAACGGCACAGCGAGGACUCUGGGAACAGCAAAGGCUCCAAAGUCCAGAGACAGAGCAGCCACUAAAAAGGUCAGUAAGUCUGAGUCUGAUUUUCAUCUUGAUUCUGCUAAACGCCCCGAAAAACCAAUAAACAAACACAGACCUCAAAUGAUUAUAGAGUUGGAAAACCAUGAAGAGUUUGUCCAAAGAAAAUCAAAUUACAAAUUACUGUUCAGAAUUUUAAUGAUUAUUGUUUUUUACUCAAAAAAGGCACUUUCUGAAAUAAUAAGAUACCACUCAAAAAAUGAUUUAAAGUAGAAAAAAUCUGAACUUGUGGAAAGUGUGUUCAUUCGAACACGCCAUACUCGGUUCAUGCUUCUUCUCCAAUUCGAACCAUGAUGUAUACCAGUGUGAGUCUUAUUACAAAAAUUACGGUAAUUCGUGACAAAAGACAUGAGACAAAAAUGCACCAAAAUGACGUGUUUCUGCAUAAAUGAUUCCAGGAGUCGAUUUUCUUCUCUUGUGUGGAAACAAAAAGUACCAAAUAGAAGAAGCUUACAUUUGAUGUUUUAAUUUUCAAUAUUAACCUAUAAAAGUGCCAAAAAAGGGGGAUUUCACUGCUCAAACUGCAUUUAUCAGACACUCAGCAGUUUUUCUCAUUUGUGUCCUUUCCUUCGUUUCCAUCAGGUGAUUCUGCAAAACUCACUGUGAGCCACGUUGUCUCCUCAGCCGACCCCCUUAAAAUGGACGUAAAGACUUUUUGUUACAGCACAGCACUGUUGCAUGAACACACUCUAAGAAGGAGUCGUCAUUAAACACACUCACACAAACUAUCCGGACUGUAUAUUCUCAUUUGGACUGCACGGCCCCCGGCUGCAGGGGCCGCCACACUGUGCUCGUGGUUUUGCCGGGACAAAAAGUCUUGUGUAUAUAAUGAAUUUGCUAACUUCUGCUCACAUACAAACGUGUACAUAUUUGGAUAUUGUAUGUGUGUUUUCUCUCUUUGUGUAGCCAUAGACCCAUUGAUAUAUUUUUGAUAUGACAAAUCAUUGUGGAUGGAUCUUUCUUUUUGGAGAAUUUUCAAUAAAAAAAUAUGAAAGCAUUUAUAGACCGUCCAUAAAAAAAAGGUGAAUAAUCUUGUAUCUAAUAUAAAAAACAGUCGCCUGUCUGCUCAUUUAUUCAACUUCCCAGUUUUCUCUUUUUGAGCCAUCUGAUGUAUCUAUGAAGAGACGUGUUUGAUCAUUUCCUCGCUUUAUCUCAGUGCUUGUUUUGUUCCUUCUCACUGUAGAGGCAAUAUCAGUAUGACGUUAUCUAUCCAGUUGUUGCCCGUGUUAAUGGUUAUUGAGUAAAGGCAACUCCAUAUCAUGCCCCCCUCUGUAUAAUCCCCCAAUAAAUGUACCACUGGAGAGAACUGCUUCACUUGCUUCUUGUUUCUUCUUAAUAUGCUUGUUUGAUUAAAACUGGUUUAAAUAUACA